Dracunculus medinensis (Guinea worm) is the source of this 1620-nucleotide messenger RNA. NCBI's taxonomy places the organism in Eukaryota, Metazoa, Nematoda, Chromadorea, Rhabditida, Dracunculidae. The record is from the annotation of a GenBank genome assembly.
AUGAUGGUUGAAUCAAAUUUACAUGGUAACUGCUUGCCUCCAGAAAUGGAGGAAGGCAAUAUUGAAUAUAAGAUGAAACUAGUGAAUCCAUCACCAACACGCAUUCAACAUCUAAUCACGCAGAUGAAAUGGCGCUUGCGAGAGGGGCAAGGAGAAGCAAUUUAUGAGAUUGGUGUCGAAGAUGAUGGCACAAUGGUAGGCCUGACUGAUGAUGAACUGAAUGCUUCAAUGAACACACUUCGAAUAAUGGUUAAUGCGCUAAGUGCGAGUAUGGUUAUUUCAAAGAGCAAAAAAUCAUCGCAUCGACGAGUUGUUGAAAUCCUUGUACGAAAGGUACCUGAUAAUCAGCAGUUCAUUGAUCUCAGGUUAGCAAUACUUGGUGGAAUUGAUGUGGGAAAAUCAACGCUUUGUGGAGUUUUAACGCAAGGAGUAUUGGACAAUGGUCGAGGAAAAGCAAGGUUGAAUUUGUUCCGGUACCUCCAUGAGUUUCAGUCCGGACGAACCAGUUCUAUCUGUUUGGAUGUUUUUGGCUUCAAUUCUAAGGGAGAUCUGGUCAAUUAUUCAAAUCAUUCUUUGGAUGAAAUAGUAAAAGAAUCAACGAAGCUUAUAACUUUGGUUGACUUAGCUGGCGAUCGAAAAUAUUUAAAAACAACCAUAUAUGGUUUAUCAGGUUAUCAGCCACAUUUUGCAGCGUUAGUUGUAAGCGCAACCAAGGGUCCAACGUCGGUCACAAGAGAACAUUUGGGCUUGGCUAUUAGUUUAAGCAUUCCAGUUUUCGUUAUUAUAACGAAAAUCGAUCUUGUACUCAAUUCUCAGGAUGCUGUUGGGUAUUUAAUCUUCAUACUUUCGAAGAUAUUUUUUGAGCAUCGAAUUUUCUUUUUACCAUUGAAUUAUGUGUAUUGCAGAUAUGCAUCAUCCAUGAUUAGUCAAAAUAUUGUGCCAAUUUUUUCAAUUUCUAAUGUUACUAAUCAAAAUUUGGAUUAUUUAAAGCGGUUUUUGAAUAUUUUACCAGCUAGCGGAAUGUCGAUAUCGAAACGCGAUGAAUUAUCAUUAGCUGCUCCUCUUUUUUGUAUAGAUGAAGUAUUUUCAGUGCCACAUGUCGGUAUUGUGGUUUGUGGGUUAAUGAACGAUGGUAUGUUAAGCCAGUAUGAUCGGAUUCAGCUGGGUCCAGACAAAAAAGGUAUGUUUCAUAUUGGAAAGAUAGACAGCAUUUAUCGUAAUAAACAACCAGUUCGAUAUGUGGGGCCUGGUGAAGCUCCAUCAAUAGCUAUAUCAUUAACUGAACCCGAUGCUCUGGCUUUUGAGGAUAUUCGAAGGGGUAUGGUACUUAUAAAUUGGAAAGAUAUAGGUGUAUCAUGCCGUCGUUUUGUUGCACGAUUUUAUUUGCUUUAUCAUACUUCUGAAGAAAUUUGUAUUGGUUUCCAAGCAACAAUUUACAUUGGAUCUGUUUGUCAGACAGCGACAAUAAUCGACCUGGAUUGUCCAUCAGUGAUUCCGUGCGUCUGGGUAAUAGCCACGUUUGAGUUUUAUAGUUAUCCAGAAUUUGUUCGCACAGGAACACCACUUAUAUUUCGGCAGGGUCCAACUAAAGGCAUGGGUGAAGUUAUUGAGAUAUUGUGA